AUGAAGCUGGGACACAUCUUUUUGUUUGUUACUUUCGCCAUCUGCAGUUACUCUGCUACUGCAUUCUUCAUCAAUAGUGGAUCUCUUCCCAUCAAUAAUCUCCUGCCCCUGAACAAUAUCCUCUCCUUUCUGGACCCACUGAAAAUGCUCUUUCAAACACUGGGCAUCUCUGUGGAGCACCUGGUUGAAGCGCUAAAAAAAUGUGUGGAAGAGCUGGGACCUGAAGCUUCUGAAUCUGUGAAAAAACUGCUGGAGGCUUUGUCCUACCUAGUGUGAUUUCGGGACGAUGGGCGGAACAAAUGUAGCUGAAUGCUUCAGAAUCUUCACUCAUCUUCCUCUUAUUGUUUUUCUGGUUUUUCCUUCACC
Messenger RNA from Gracilinanus agilis (Agile Gracile Mouse Opossum), 366 nucleotides. RefSeq names its product secretoglobin family 3A member 2 (gene SCGB3A2). Bases 1 to 276 code for a protein of 91 amino acids. The record is from RefSeq and is a predicted model, not a curated record. The transcript has 3 exons. Lineage: Eukaryota; Metazoa; Chordata; Mammalia; Didelphimorphia; Didelphidae.